AAAAAGAGCUAACCCAAGAGACUCAUGAAAAGGACAAGAAGCUCACAUGAGCCGAACCAUAUCAUUCAUGGGCCCCUACGUUUUACUCACUAUUCAUCACUCCCUCUCUCUCUAACAAAUCCUUGAUCCGUUGUCUGAAUAAUUUCAAAGCCACCAUCUUCUUCUUCACUCAUCACUAGAGAGAGAGAGAGAGAGAGAGAGAGAGAGAGAGAGAUCAGCUUGUUAGGCAGGAAUCCAAUUAACUCCGAGAUUCGUUUUUUGGAGUCAACGUCGAGGGAAGAACUACAUCAACAAACAGUGUUCUUCUUGGAUUUGUGUCUGCAUAUAGUUUGUUCUAAUUCUAGGGUUUUUAUCUUUCCUCUUUCUGGUCAAAAAAAGAAGGCACCGACCGUCUGAAACCCGCCGGACUUCAGGGAAAGGAUCGAAAUUCAACCCCAGGAAUAUAUCCCGAAGCAUGCCGCGUCUACAUCUCUCUCUUCUGAGAUCUCGAGUUGGGUAUCACUCAUCACUAUGAUCAAGAACAAGAAUCCAAUAUCAAUAAUCCAAGAACAAGAAAAGGGUUCAACACUCUUCAUCAAGAAACACUGAUCCGUCUCGUAUACCGAGCAAGAACCAAGAUCGCGUCGAAAACUCGGGUAAUUCUCAUGGAUCUAUCACUAGGGACCACGAGCUCGGACCAAGAACAUGACAGAGAUCAAGAAAUGGCGGACAACAACGCGAGCAUACUGAUUCCGGUGGAGAAGGAACACAUGUUCGACAAAGUCGUGACGCCGAGCGACGUGGGGAAACUUAACCGCCUGGUGAUACCGAAGCAGCACGCGGAGAAGUACUUCCCGUUGAACUCAUCCAGCAGCCAAAACGGCACGCUGUUGAACUUCCAGGACAGAAACGGCAAGAUGUGGAGGUUCCGUUACUCGUACUGGAACAGCAGCCAGAGCUACGUCAUGACCAAGGGAUGGAGCCGCUUCGUCAAAGAGAAAAAACUCGACGCCGGAGACAUCGUGUCGUUUCAACGCAGCGUCCGGACCGAAUCCGCGAAAUCAAGGCUGUUCAUUGACUGGAGGCACCGUCCCGACAUCAACCUCGUACAGAACCCAGCAAUACCCUCCUCUUCACUCCUCCAUCAUAACCAGUUCGGUAAUUUCAACUUCAAUUUCAAUUUCAACUUUCCGACGCCGGUCCAAGGCAACAGGCUACCAGAAUAUUCCGUCCCUCGGGGCUUGAACUUUGGUGUCAGUAGUAAUUCGUAUCAUCAGCAGCAUCAGUACUACCGUCAAGAACGAGAGAUCGUAGGGUAUGGAUAUGGUAGUUUGGUCGGGCGAUGCUGGCCGUUGGAUCAGAGGAACCCGAGUGGAUCAGAUCGGUUGGUGAUCGACUCGGUCCCGGUGGUUCCCGGAAGGAUAACUCCGACGGUUAUGGCCCCACCGCUGCCGCCGGAGGGGGCUGCCGCGGGGAAGAGGCUGAGGCUGUUCGGGGUGAACAUGGAGUGUGGUACGGACGAUCACCAUUCUUCUUCUUCAUCAGGGAGAGAUAUGGUGGAUGAAUCAUGGGAACGAGAAGGCGGGUGUGGCGAAAUGGGUGGAUCGUCUUCUUCUCCUUCAGCUCUAAGGCUAAGCUUGUCAGGCGAUGAUGAUCAAUUUGCAAAGAAAGGGAAAUCUCUGUGUUCUUUUUCUCUUGAUUUGGAUCCAUGAUAAGCGGUAUCUUUCUUCUUCUUUUUUCAAAUGAUCUUCUUCUGAGAUAAAAUGGUCGAUAUAAUCUAAUUGCGAGGGGAAUUAGAUUCUAGUGAGAAGAGGGUUCAUGCGAGAAUCAACAUCUUUCGGUUUUUUCCCCUUUCUUGUAGAGUUUUUGUUUCAAGUUGUUUUUGAUAUCCAGUGUUUUAGGGGCUUGUUGGAAUGUUGAAACUCGAAUCUUGCAAUUGUGUAUAUAAAUAUUUAAGAAGAUGAAAUUAUGUUCAUUUAUC
This is a messenger RNA of Tarenaya hassleriana, 1960 nucleotides long. Its product is annotated as B3 domain-containing transcription factor NGA3. Gene Ontology annotation, molecular function: DNA binding; DNA-binding transcription factor activity. Bases 645 to 1691 code for a protein of 348 amino acids. The transcript is spliced from 2 exons. NCBI's taxonomy places the organism in Eukaryota, Viridiplantae, Streptophyta, Magnoliopsida, Brassicales, Cleomaceae. The record is from RefSeq and is a predicted model, not a curated record.